AUGCGCGUGGGGCCCCCCACAACCGGGCAGCGAACGGGGCCACGAACUUCGUUCCAAACGUCCGCCGGCCGCUUGGACACUGUACUCCCGAGUUCGAGCUCGGUGAUCGGAUGGCGGCGGGCUGACAGCAGAGGCUCUGCGGUCCCGGGACCCGGGUUUCCCGGGAGCGAAGAGUGGGAAGCCCGUGGCCGGGCGCUUCCUCUCCGUCCUUCAGACAGGCUCCAGACCGAGACUGGUGCCCAGCGCGGCUGA
Rangifer tarandus platyrhynchus (Svalbard reindeer) is the source of this 252-nucleotide messenger RNA. The record is from the annotation of a GenBank genome assembly. NCBI's taxonomy places the organism in Eukaryota, Metazoa, Chordata, Mammalia, Artiodactyla, Cervidae.